AAAAAGUUUAGAAUGCAGGAAUUCUGUCCCGUGCGCUGGUAUUUAACCCGUUGUGCCUGCUAUUUUUAUUAACCUAUUUUGUAUAUGUGCAUGCAUGUAACGUGUGCGCUUCUGUCUCUGCAUGCUUUGUCUGUUUUACUAACCAGGGUCCGUACUUGGUUCACGGAGAGCUGAGGACAGAAGGAGGUGACCGAAUGGGUGCAUAUGAGGGGCAUCUGCGAAAGGGCCAGAUGGGCUCCCGUGUCCUCUCCCGUCAUGACACGCUGGAGUCAGAGACGCAGGGCAGCCGGGACUCUGCCUAUACAGAGCCAGGAGACUCCUGCAUGGACAUAGAAACGGACCCUUAUGAAGACCCAGAACCCAAGAGCCAAGGGGGCAACAAUUUCCAAGGAGGAGAGCGUGGCCGGCUCCAACGUCAAGGUUCUUGGGAGGAGCUGGGUCCAGAUCAGGAGAACCUCCAGCAGAGGAAGAGGAGGGAAUCCCCAAGGCCCCAGGGGAAGGGCAGAGAGCAGUACUGGCACGAGGGGGAGGGCAGAAACAGGGGCCAGCUGGACAGUUGGGGGAGGGAUGUGUGCAUUCGUUAACAGCCACUGCCAUACUACCCCUGGAAUUAAAGGAAGGAGGCAUCACACACCGCGGUGGUCACAAUCAUGUAAUGCACACCUUCGUUAACAUACCAUUUACAUAUGCCAAACAUUUGUCACGCAAGUAUUCACAAACCCUUUUAUCACUCC
Molecule: messenger RNA, 734 nt
Organism: Spea bombifrons (plains spadefoot toad)
Lineage: Eukaryota; Metazoa; Chordata; Amphibia; Anura; Pelobatidae
Product: voltage-dependent L-type calcium channel subunit beta-1-like
Exons: 1
Coding region: 195-584 (129 amino acids)
Source: RefSeq, a predicted model, not a curated record